ACACAUACCAUACAUACCGCAUUGUGGGGGAGUGUUGUGACAUAGUUCAGGAAUCGUAUGCGGGCUCGGACCAAUCGGCGUCAUACUCGCGAUGGUGCAGUGCGGUUGCCGAGGGCGGAGACCACAUUGGGCUUUGGGAGCGGAGGCCAGGGCACGGCCAUGACACUCGCGCAGAGGAGAAUGUCUGCAGCAGAGCCGACGCGGGUGCCGGGUCCAUCUCGGUCCGAGUCGAGGUUGGCAUCAUUGCGAUCACAGGGGAACAUCGGCCCGGGCAGCAGACGGAGUCGGAGCCGGUCGUCGUCGUUGAUGCGACACUCCUCGGUGGCUGUGCCUGGUACGCGCAAGGCGUCGCUGGCGCCGCAAGUAGCGACGAUGCGGCAUGGCGGGGUGAGCACGACGUCGCUGGCAGGCCUGGGUGCCACCGCAACGAGCAUGGCGGGUGGAGUGGGGGGCGGCACGGGUGCCGUCGGUGGGGACGAUAGCAUGCCGCUGCCGCUUCAGGGAGAUCUGCGGAUGAAGCGGAAGAAGCGGCUUGGCAAGUCGUGGGCGACGCGGCAUGUCAAGGUCGAGGGCUCGUCGCUGAUGGUAUUCAAGAACAUGCACGCGUUCGAUCCGAUGGAGCAGGUGGCACUUGUCUCGAUCGAGGCUGUGCGCGAAGCGCACGAGCUCGAAGGCAUCUCAUUUAAGAACCAGAUGCGCUGUCUGGAGGUGGCAGUGAACGACGGCCGCAAGCUGUACUUUGUCGCGCUGUCGGUGAGCGAUAAGCGCAAAUGGAUCGACGGCCUCAACGCGUGGGUCUCCUACGCCAAACUCCGCUCGGCCGUAGAAGAAGAGGCCGACCCAGAGCACGUGGCCCAGCUUGUAGAGCAGGGCGUCGAUCUGGCAAAGCUCACUCCCGAGCUCCGCGCCAAGGUCAAAGCCACGCUGAAGACCCACAGAUGGGAGGAGUACUACGUGUGGGUCGACCAGUGGGGCGUCGAGCACGAGCUUGCUGCAGAAGACAUCGACUUUUCCCGCGUCAAGGUGGUGGCUGCCGGGCCGCAGUCUUCUGGCCUGCCACUCUCGCGGACCCAGUCGCUUGAGUCGGACCGCAACUCGGUGACCGACGGCGGUCAUCUCAGCUCGUUCUCAUCGUCAGACCGCUCGUUGCGCUCACACUUGCGCGGCGGCAGCAGCUCGUCGUCGCACGGCUCGUCGUCGAGCGCAAGUGUGGCGGAUGGAGCGUCAGGCUCCUCGUCGUACGAGUCAUACGUGGAGGUGUGGGAGGAGUGGGACGAGUGGGAGUCGGCAUCGGACGACUCGGCGGUGGUCGGCACCGAGUACCUGGCGAGUCUGCUCGGUACUUUUCCGCACUCGGCCGGCAAGUUCCACGGCGGGCUCAAGUGUGAGCGGCUUCGUGCUGUGUACCGACUGGUGGACGAGCUCGCCCGUGUGCGGUACGCGCCCAACCCACUGCCUGUGACGGUCUCGCCUGAUGCAGUAUGGGUCAAGGCGCGGCUGAGCGGCGAGAUCAUUUACUCACAGGUCGAGCUCCCGCAUUCGGCGCUUGCCUCGUACGGUGCGGUGGUGACGACGCUCCUGGCUGGGCUAGCCGCCGAUGACGACGGCGGCGGCGCGAGCUCCAGUCUCACCCUCGGCGACGUCUUUGCCCUCGUCCGGGUCGACGGCGACGAUCGGGUCCGGGUCACCAAGCGGACGCUGCACCUCGUCCGCAGCGGCGAUCGGCUCGAGCUCGUCCUGCACAGCUCGCGGCUGGCCGAGCACUACCGCAACCCGCGGGCGCGCAACUCUGUCGAGUCGCUCCCAGACCGGCCGGUCGGCUACUACAAGGAGCUGUGGCGGACCAUUGUGCGCAAGGGUACGUGGAUGAAGCUGACAGAGUGGCGGCCGUCGGCGUCGCAGCGGUGGGGGCAGAUUGCGCAGCUGGCGUGGAAGGCCGUCGCCAAGUCGGCAUGGCACGAGAUCUCGAACCAGCUCGGCGAGUCGAUGGCCGAGGUCGAGAGCGGCGAUGAGAGCGAGCCUGAGGCCCACGCAGAGCUGGAGGCCGAGCUCUUGGCCAAGGCCUUUGAUGGCGACGGGCUAGACGAUGUGCACAGCGAGAAGAACCCGCUGAUGGCCCACGGGCUCGAGGCCACCGGCUGGCAUCACGUCUUUGCGCGUCUUGAAGCCAACAUCACCGGCAAAGCUCCGGUCCCGGGACUAGGCCUCUACCGCGAGUCGUUUAUCGACAAAAGCUACCAACCCAAGCCCUGGCUCGAACUGCACAACUCGCAGUGGGGCGAGGUCCACGAGAUGCUCAAACUUGCGAAGGACUCGUCGGGCCUUCCACACUCGGUCUCUGACUCGGACGACGGCUUGGACAACCACACUGGUGCUUCGACUCAGCCAAUCAUCAUCCUGCACGACGACAGUGACUUGGACGCGGAAUCAGACUCGGACGACGCUUCCGAGCUCGCCGGCGUGGCGUCGGAUGCGUCCGAAGGCUACUUUUCGCUUGUCCACAAGGUCGGGACUACUGGCGAGCUGCAUGACCCUGAGACCGACGGCGAGCUGCCUAUUCUUAUGCCCGAAGAGCGCGCCGCUGCCGAACGGGUUCUCCGCCGUUGGGGCAACGCCCGGUUGCGCUCGAUCGUUGCCGCCUCCUUCCGCAGAGGUACCGCCCUCCGCCCGGGAUCCAAGUGGGCGCUCCUCCGCAGCCUUGGUGCCCGUGGUGAAGAGGAGGACGACGAGGAUGGCGGCAAGAUGAGUGAUGACGGCGGGUCGUCGUCGUCAUCGGCAUCGUCGUCGUCGGCGUCGUCGUCGUCGGCGUCGUCGUCGUCGUCGUCAUAG
This is a messenger RNA of Thecamonas trahens ATCC 50062, 2829 nucleotides long. RefSeq lists its product as uncharacterized. Bases 58 to 2829 code for a protein of 923 amino acids. The record is from RefSeq and is a predicted model, not a curated record. Lineage: Eukaryota; Apusomonadida; Apusomonadidae. The transcript is spliced from 3 exons.